Molecule: messenger RNA, 309 nt
Organism: Aspergillus eucalypticola CBS 122712
Lineage: Eukaryota; Fungi; Ascomycota; Eurotiomycetes; Eurotiales; Aspergillaceae
Product: putative quinol monooxygenase
Exons: 2
Coding region: 1-309 (102 amino acids)
Source: RefSeq, a predicted model, not a curated record
AUGGUUUACACUAUCGUCGUCCACCUCCGCGCUAAGCCCGACGAGGAGAGCAUCUCCAAGCUCCACGCCAAGCUCAUCGAAGCCUCGGCCGUCUACUCCAAGGACAAGGAGACCCUGUCCUGGUUCGUCAUGCAGAGUGUCCACGACAAGCAGGACUUCUGCAUCGUCGAGCGCUACCUCAACGAGGGCUCCCAGAAGUACCACCUCGAGAACCCCUACUGGAAGACCUUCGACCCCUACGUCAUCCCUCUCUUGGAGAAGCCUAUGGACCUGAGACGCUUCGAGGAGAUGGAGGAGAAGAAGGAGUAA